CCGCGUAACUCAUUAUAAUUCCAACGCGCUGUGAGUUAAGUCGUGAGUUAGUGAGCGCAGUCAGUGAGUGAGUGAGAUUUUGAGCCGCUAGUGGAUAUUUUGGAUACGUAUUCAAGAUGGGACACGUGAUCAUCACUGCGCUCAGUCUAGUUUGGGUUUUACUGACCAUCACUUCAACAUUGGCAGUCUUCUCUGCGAUCCUCACUCCCAAGUGGCUCAUGGGUCCGAUCCCUCUUGAAGUCGAAAAUGGCACAAUCGUUCCAUCCGUUGGUAUUUUCAACCGGUGCACUCGUAUCAAACAUCAAAACAACUGUGCAGUGUUCGCAAUGGACGGUUUAGCAACAGACAGUGGGGUGUUUCCUUCUUUGUGGAAGCUGUCCCUGGUGUUGUUCGUGCUGGGGCUGGUUGUGAUGGUGUUGAGUACAAUGGCAGCAAUCAUCAGUUGUUGUGUCCAGAGCAUCAACCGCAAGAGCAUUUUCACCAUCACCGGCACCGUACAGGCCACCGCAGGACUUUUCUACAUCAUGGGUCUAGUUCUGUAUGCAGCAGGCUGGGGAAGUCCUAGAGUGGUCAAACUAUGUGGCCGAGACGCGGGGCCCUUUACAGUAGGAGACUGCACAUUUGGUUGGGCGAUGUACACAGGCCUAGUAGGAACCUGCUUGACGUUCCUGACGGCUUGUCUAUCAGUCUGUGCGGAGAAAACUACAUCCAGCGACAAAGUUAGCCGUAAAGUAGAGAGGGGACAGACUCUUGUGUGCCUGCUUUGAAUCAGGAAGAUCGUGACUCCGGACCAAAGUGAGACCGAGGCCUGAAGCUAGAGGUUCCAACUCUCUCGUCAAGUCUCUCAAACCCCACUCUUCAUUCUGCGAUCGCAGGGACCUGUCAAAGCUUACGUUGCUUUCCGGUGUUAUUUUGCUGUCCACUGCGAAAGGCCCGUACAUAAACAAGUAGCCCCCUGGCUUUAGUAUGUAAGAGGCUCCCUUGAACAGACCUGAAAAAUUAAAUAUUAUAAAGUACUUUUAAUUACUAGAGCCUGAAGUCACUUGCCUCUAGCUCAAGUUACGAGUAAAAGUCAAAUGUGAUUAUCAUAUAUUUAUAUUGAUGUCAUACUAUACCAUUCGCAAAACAAAUAUUUUGAAUAUAUUGUUUACCUUAGGGUGUCAACUAUUUGGGGGGCAUUUAUUUGACGACCCAUGUCCAAGUAAUUGUACAGUUUAAGAUGAAAACAAACAUUUUAAGUCUUAAGUGAUUAUAAAAAUUAGAAACUCUAUUUUACAGAGAAGAUUGACAAAGCAGAGUAAAAUGAAGACGAAUCCUACAGUACAAUAGCAGUUCAAACAAUUUACUGUGAUAUAGGUGGUUUAGUUUUGUCUUGAUCCAACUGACAAAAGACUGAAAUACUAAAACACCAAUAAAGAUGUACUUCAAAUGUUGUACUUAACCUUUCCUUUAAAUAGUGAUUUUAUCCUCAAAGUCCCUAGUAACGUAAGAGAAUUUUUUUUAAUAACAUAUUUUUGUAAAUCACCAUCCAACCUAUAUCCAAAUCGAACUUCCUAAUGAAACGUUGUGGGGCCAAAUAUUACGCUUUAAUACUAUAAGACUUUAAGCUUUGAGUAUGAUAUAGCAUAGCAAAUUUUAACUUUUUAUUGAGUUACAACUUAUGCUGUUACUUUCAAAUAUAAAUAUAUUUCUGAACUGUAGUUUUACGUUUGAGUCCAUAUUAUUGUUGUUUUUUUGUAUAAUUUCAAUAGUAUACAAUUAAGCUUAAUUUUUAAGUUAGCUUGUAAAUUACUGUGAGACUUUUUUUGUAUAUUUGUAAUUUUUUAAUUUAUUUUCACAAAUUAUAGUAAAUAA
Molecule: messenger RNA, 1854 nt
Organism: Macrosteles quadrilineatus (aster leafhopper)
Lineage: Eukaryota; Metazoa; Arthropoda; Insecta; Hemiptera; Cicadellidae
Product: LHFPL tetraspan subfamily member 2a protein-like
Exons: 7
Coding region: 117-767 (216 amino acids)
Cellular component (GO): membrane
Source: RefSeq, a predicted model, not a curated record